AUGCAUUCCAAACUUGACUUGCACAAACAUGUCUCAUGUGAAGACCUUAUUCUUCAACUCGAUCGAUGCCAUCAUGAAAACGUCCUCAACCGGUACUUGGGUCGAUGCAAUUCACUCAAACAAGCCAUGAAUGAAUGUCUUCAGGCCGAGUUUGACGUCAACCGUAAAAAGCACUUUGAAAAGGCAAAGGCUAGGAGAAUGAGAUAUGAGGAGGCAUGGAAGGAUAUGGACGAGUAA
Molecule: messenger RNA, 237 nt
Organism: Lobosporangium transversale
Lineage: Eukaryota; Fungi; Mortierellomycota; Mortierellomycetes; Mortierellales; Mortierellaceae
Exons: 2
Coding region: 1-237 (78 amino acids)
Source: RefSeq, a predicted model, not a curated record